Messenger RNA from Musa acuminata AAA Group (dessert banana), 567 nucleotides. Its product is annotated as cyclin-dependent kinase inhibitor 4-like. The coding region runs from base 1 to 567 and encodes 188 amino acids. Gene Ontology annotation, cellular component: nucleus. The record is from RefSeq and is a predicted model, not a curated record. Gene Ontology annotation, molecular function: cyclin-dependent protein serine/threonine kinase inhibitor activity. The transcript has 3 exons. Lineage: Eukaryota; Viridiplantae; Streptophyta; Magnoliopsida; Zingiberales; Musaceae. Gene Ontology annotation, biological process: negative regulation of cyclin-dependent protein serine/threonine kinase activity.
AUGGGCAAGUAUCUUAGGAAAGCCAAGGUCUCCGGCGAGGCCGCCGUCAUGGAGGUGUCCCACCACUCCUCCCUCGGCGUCCGCACACGCGCCCGGUCCCUCGCCGCGGCCACCGGCCAAGACUCGUCCAGCGCCUACCUCGAGCUCCGGAGCCGCCGCCUCGAGAAGCCCCUCUCGCCUCCUCCCUCAUGCAACUCCGAGAAGCCUGGCCCUGACCCGAGGGUGGAUUUUCGGUCACCGGGGUCCGUCUCGACGAGCAGGUGCUCGGCGGUCGCAGCGGAUACCGAGGUGUCAUUCAGGGAGACUAUUUUGGAGUCCGGUGCGAGGGACAGCUAUGAUAGGGAGACCAUACCUUGCAGUUUGAUUAGGGACCGAGAUCCUACAAGCAGAUCCACCAUUUCAGCAGUCACUGUUAAGCAGAGCAGCCCUACUGCUCAUGAGAUGGAAGAGUUUUUUGCUGCUGCAGAGCAACUCCAACAACGAAUAUUUUUAGAAAGGUACAACUUUGAUCCUGCAACCGAGCAUCCGCUGCCUGGCCGGUAUGAAUGGGUAAAAGAUGACUUGUAG